This is a messenger RNA of Plectropomus leopardus (leopard coralgrouper), 4235 nucleotides long. The record is from RefSeq and is a predicted model, not a curated record. NCBI's taxonomy places the organism in Eukaryota, Metazoa, Chordata, Actinopteri, Perciformes, Serranidae.
UGUGUUUUGGUGGGAACUCCCUCACCACGGAGGUCGCUACUGCGCAGACUCCGGCUCCGAAUUACGUCACCAGCACACAUCCAUCUUUAUAGUCCUUUUCAGACAGUGGUGCUGCAGUAUGAGAUACAUGAUGUAUUUUUUGAACAAUAAAGCAUAAAAAAUACAAAUAUGACCCCUAAAAUGAGCAUAAUUGAGCUUCUUUAGCUAACUAAAAUCGUGAAAAACACAAAGUUAUCCAUCGGAUUUUAGUUUGGAACCCGCAUUGCUCAACAUCCGGUGUUGUCCUCGUGGAGCUUGACGUCUUCCGUUCAUCCCCAUCCUCGAUCCGUAGCUCGGGAUCCAUUGAUCAGCCUGGCCCGGGCCAACACGAAGCGAAAACGGGGAUUUGGUCCGCCUGCGUGCCUCCCUCUGCUGUCAGACACCUUGAAACGAUCAUUGUCGUUUUUCCGGCUCUUUCCGUCUACAUCAACCGUUAGCCCGUCAAACGCGUGUUUGUCGGCCGUGUCUGCUGUCGUUAGCGGCCGUUGACUGGAUGCUACCUUUGAGGACCGACAGACAAACGGGCGCCAGCAGGCUGGUCGUGAAGUGGGGAGCACCGCAGCCUUGCGUCAAAGCCAGCUAAAGCUAAACCGCGGUAGGACAAGUCAGCAAGAAAGACGGGCUGCAGCCACGUUACCUCUCGGUGGCUAGCCAGCCGGCUCGCAGGUUAUUUUGGCACGGUUGCUGGCGUACACAUGCUCCUAUUUGAGUCGCGUGAGCUAGCCUAACAUCUGUGCAAAAGCUUGUUUGAUAAGAAAUAACAGCUAUUACAGCUAUUUUUGCUCUCUGUAUUUCGAGCUUGAUUUCUCCAUUUACGAGCUAUUUAAACAAACACAUUUUCAAGUAAAGGCACGGGAUAAGAAAUUUCGGUUAAUUGCGCAACAUCUUGAAUUGAAGAGGGGCCUCAUAGCUAACAUAUGAGGCCCGGUUGAAAAGAUGGACCUGAAUUUUUACUCGGAUUUAACGGACGGUACCGGGCAGCACGACGGUGAUCCAGAGUUCCUGGAUCCGCAGUCUUUCAAUGGAUUUGACACUGACAACAAGGUGACUCUAUCUAAUGAAUGGGACACAAUGUUCCCCGGAGGCAGUGAUAACUACCUGACAAUUUCUGGGUCCAGCCAUCCCUUCCUCUCUUCUUCAGAGUGUGCCACUAAACCCAUUGACCUCUUCAACCUCGCUGGAUCUGCUGGUGGAACGUUCCACACUCCGAGCCUCGGCGAUGAGGAGUUCGAGAUACCGCCCAUCUCUUUGGAUCCAGACUCGGCCCUCACCGUGUCUGAUGUGGUGUCCCAUUUCGGGGAGCUUUCGGACACCGGCCCCUCGGGCAGCGUGGUGGUACCCGGCAACGCUGUGGUGGAAGGGGACGACCCCUCGUUCGCUUCCACUUUCGUCAACGCCCCUUCGCAGGGACUGGAGCACCUGAGUCUUGGAGUCAUCAACCAGUCAGGAGGAAGUGCCUUGCUGGGGUCGUCUCUGGGAAUGGAUCUCGGUCAUCCCAUCGGCUCUCAGUUCAGCAGCUCGUCCCCGGUGACCAUCGAUGUCCCGCUUGGUGACAUGAGCCAGGGCCUGCUGGGAUCCAACCAGCUGACCACCAUCGACCAGUCGGAGCUCAGCGCUCAACUCGGGCUCGGUUUGGGAGGCGGGAACAUGUUGCAACGCCCUCAGUCGCCCGAUAACCCGCUUUCGGCCACAGCGUCGCCCACCAGCUCGCUCCAAGAUGACGACAUGGAUGACUUUAGAAGGAGCGUCCUGGUGGAGUCUCCGGUCUCUCUGGCCGUCUCUCCCGGGGUCAUCUCCCUCGAUCCCUCCCUGUCCGAGUCCACGCUCUCUGCGCCGGCCUCCAGCGUCUCCCCAGCUGUCGGGCGGAAAGCAGGAGCGGGAGGAAUGAAGAGGGGGAGGAAGAAGAAAGACCCCAACGAGCCUCAGAAACCUGUGUCGGCCUACGCUUUGUUCUUCAGGGACACGCAGGCAGCUAUUAAGGGGCAGAACCCCAACGCUACAUUCGGAGAGGUGUCGAAGAUAGUGGCGUCCAUGUGGGACAGCCUGGGGGAGGAGCAGAAACAGGUUUACAAAAGGAAAAAUGAAGCAGCGAAGAAGGACUACUUGAAGGCGCUGGCAGAGUACAGAGCCGGUCACACGUCUCAGGCCCCUAUUGAGGUCAUGGACACCUCCCCAUCACCUCCACCUCAAGCCCCGGCUUCGGCUGUCAUAGCCACGCCCACCCCAACCCUAGCCACUCGCACCACCAGGUCCCAGCAUUACAACCCCGAGGAGAACACCAUCACCAACAUCUGUACCUCCAACAUCAUCCUGGACCUGCCCCAGGUCACCACGCGCUCCCGCACAGGCGCCAUCAAACCUCAACCUGCGCCCGCUCCCACCCCGCCGAACCCGCCCACCGUCACCAAGAUCAUCAUCAAGCAGACGCAGCUGCCCUCCGGCGGCGUAUCCGUCACAGCAACGCCUGCCUCGUCGCCGCGCCAGCCGCCGCCGCUGCAGCAGAUGCAGAGCACCCCUCUUCCGCCGCGGCUGCAGCAGAUGGUGCACGCCCAGGCCCCUCCGCCUCUGCAGGCUAAACCACGAGGCGGAGGAGCAGCUGCCGCCACGGCUCCACCUCCGCUGCAGAUCAAGGUCGUCCCAUCGUCACGGCAGUCGGAUUCAAGCGCGCCGAUCAUUGUGACAGCUGGUGAAACACCCACGUCAGUGUCCUCAGGUCUGACGGUGGAGGUGGGACCGGCGGCUGGUCUGGUGGCGGGAGGAGAGGAAGUGGCGGAGGCAGAGGAAGGGAUGGAGGUUGAGGUGAACGUUGCCCCCGUCCCGAGUGUGACCCCCGCCGCCAGCCGUAACAUUUGUGUGCGCGCUGGCUGCACCAACCCCGCUGUGGAGAGCAAAGAUUGGGACAAGGAGUAUUGUAGCAAUGAGUGUGUCGCCACACACUGCAGAGACGUGUUCAUGGCCUGGUGCGCCAUCCGAGGGCAAAACUCCACCACCGUCACAUAGGGAAAGGACACGUGUGGCGGCGGAGGAGCACUACAGACAGAAAAGAACAGAGAACGACACAUAAAAUGCAAACGAACAGAAGAAUGAAUGAUCAGGCUCAGGUAUCGGCACAUAGUGGUUUGUUUUUUGCAGGAACAGAGACGCGAGCGACGCAGGAGAGUAUUUGAAAUCUCUCUCUGCGAUCGACGCUGCACAAACAGCUCGAGCAGAAAAAACGCUGAAUUAUUUGAAAUCCUGCAGCGGGAGUGAGUGCUCAACAGUGAGGACGGAUGGAUGAAUUAUACAACUGAAGAAACUUCCAAUCUAUUGUGAAUUAUGAACUUGAUAAAAAAAAGAACAUUUUUUAUGAACUUCUGGUGUUUUUAAUUGUUUUGAAAAGAAAAAGGAAGGAAAUCUUGAAUCAUGAGUUCAUUUUUAUUAAUUUCAAGAAAAUUCCACUUCAUACGUGUGUGCUUUUCCCUUUACUGUUACACUGAGGAUUGAUCGAUGUGAAUGAAAUCUAAACAGGCGAUUUUUGUUUCAUGUUUUUCGGUAAUGUGCGGGUGCUUUGGCGCAGAGGGGGGGGUCAGUUGGCUGCUUUACAGAUUUUAAAUCGCAACAUCUGGGUGAAGCACAAACAACCUCAGAGUUUGUUUGGAGUCGUAUAAAAGGGUCAAAUGUUUGUUAGAAGCCAUUUUUGGGACAAACUGGAAAUUAAUCUGCCACCAGCCAAACGCUGUUUGUCACCUUUAGAAGCCACUUUGGUCGGAAAAAUCUGCCGUCAUGGAAAGGAUUUAAAUUCAGACGUUGAAAACAGGUGCUAAAAUUCAGGUUUGGCGUUCUGUGUUCUCCUCUCCUGCUGAAACACUCUGCAACAUAAGAGCUUUUUAAAUAUGUGCUGCAUAUUUUGUUUAAUGAGGAACAUUUGUGUGCAUAUUUGGUGGAAAAGUAUUGAAAUAAACACACCAGCUCCUACAACACUACUGUAAUGGGAAAGGGAAUACAAUCUUUAAAAAAAAAGCUUUACUUUUUAACACCGCUGUGUUUAAUUUAAUAAAAUUGCUUUCAGGUCUGUUGACAGGAAGGGAAUAGUUGCUUCCUAAAAAAACAAAAACUGUUCCUGGUCAAAUGAAAUGAUGCAGUGAUCUGGUCUGGUUUAUUGUAGAUAUCCUGGAAAUGUUUUUAAUGGUGAAAUAAAAUAUUUUAUGUUUAAUAUA